ACAUCCACGUAAAAGGCUCGAUACAAAGGACGAGAUAUCUUUCUUAACGACGACACAGUGACAUCGGUGUGACCCGCAAAGUAGUCUCCCACCAGGUUCUGCUUGUAUGCGUAUGCAUACAGGAUGCAACGGGGGCUGCUCGCCAGCCCUGUAGGGAAUCAAAGGCGCUCCACAAGCUUGUAACUAAUGCUUGGCGGAAAUUUAACUCCUUUCGCUAGAUUUCUUCGGCUUGGGAGCGUGCUCUUGCUGGUGUUACUUGCAAAUGGCCGGCACGCGCUGGGUCAGGGGCUUGGCGGGGCACAGAAUUCCUGCCCAACACCGAGCUGCGGCGCCACGUUCUGCGACCUGGCUUCUUGCUCGCUAAGCUUGAAGAACUCGUCAGCGCCAGGCGGGUCAGGUGCUAUCGCGAGCGCUGGCGACUUGAUGCGGGAAUGGCUCCCGGACCUUGUCCUGACGUCGGCAGCCGGCGUCGGUGCGCUUCGCCUGACCGAUAUCCAAGCGUUCAGCGGGAACUGCUCGGUGGUAUCAAAGCUGCAGAGCUGGGCCUGUUCGUUCAAGUCCUCGGCCAGGUGGCCACCUGUUGGCGUGGAGGCCGGGCCGGGCUAUGUGUACUUUCCUGAGCUGUCCACUUCAACCAGAGCCGCGAGCCCCGCGCUGGCGGCCUGGCGCGUCAACGUCACGUGCCCCGCCGCGGACUGGGCGACGCUGGUGGGGCCGCUACAGCCGUGCGGCACCGUCACCGUACGAACGGGCGAGCAGCUUCUCGCAGCUCUGGCGCAGCUCCAGCCCACCCAUGCACAGCUGCUCCUCACACUGGCGGCGAACAUCUCGCUGCCGGCCUCGCCAACAGACCAGCUCAGCCCCAGCUCGCCGGAUGACAGCAACCCACUGGGGGUAAUCUACCGCAACACCACGUUUGCGGGCCUGCGAGCCGGGAUUAACAGCAGCAGCGCGCCCGCUGCACUCAGAACGGAGCUGGACGUGCGCAGUCGUCGCAACGCGCUUCAGCUGCUCACCACGCUUCCGCCCGGCGCGCUUCCCCUCACCACGAUGCCCUCCUCCUUGGGAGCAGCGGCCAACAGCACCAACAGCAGCCCCAUCAACACGAGCAGCAGCAGUGGCAGCAAUAGCUCGGCGGGGCGGGUGGCGUUGAACCUGUGCGACCUGACACUGGUCAAUAUGCCGCCCGGGCAGCCCUCCACAUGGCCUGUGGGGCUCACUGCAGUGGAAAUGUGGCACCUGGGGGUGGACAGGAGCCCGGGCGCGCCGGUGCAGGCCCGCCACGUGCGCGUGGCCCUCAUGUACAACGUGGGGCAGCUGCGGUACCUCAGCUUCUGGUUUGCGCGGCUCACAUCCAUGGUUGCGGAGGAGCAGCAGAGCGCCAAGUGGUUGGGCGACAUCCUCACCCCGCCGCUGCAGGCGACGGACGCGGACGGGCAGCUCACGUCGGUGGGCACGACGCGGUCCUAUCUGGAGAAGUACAACACCACCACCGCCGCAACGCCGCUGCUCACGGCACCCAUGCCGGCUGUGGUGGACCUGUGGAGCGUUGAGGACCCGCCCGCGGACCCCUCCAUCAUCCUCUUCGCGGCCAACGUGACGCAGCUGAGGGCGCAGCUGCAGCGGCCCUGGAGCGGCCCGCGGGUCAUCGUGCUCCUGGAUGACAUCGUGCUCGACGCCAGCAACUGGUCAAAUGAGGGCAUCCUGGUUGCCAGUGACAUCACUGUGUCGGGCCCCUCCGCCGCCGGCACGCUCACCACCCCCGCCGCCGUGGCCGCUUUCUACUCCAACCUCUCCUCCUCCCCCACCUCCCCCACCUCCGCCCCCACCACCCCCGCCACCUUCGCCUCGACCAUUAUCGCGGAGCACCGGCAGCACAGCCGCCAGCUACUGCUGUACCUCAGCAGUCUGCCGCUGGCGUUGCCGCCGCCCGGCAACCGCCUAUCGCUACGCAACCUUCACGUCGUCAACGCCUCGCUGUCGGUCACGUGGGCGCUGCCGGCGGCGCCCGCCGUGCUGCCGCGCGUGCCGGGCUACGACUUGUGGCGUGGAAGGUGCUUGCCGGGCUUUAACGAUCAGAGCAUUGGGCGGUUUGAGUUCAACGGCUGCUCCGCCGAUGCGCCUCCGGAUUUCUUCGCACUGCUUAAGCUGUUCAACAGCCCCACAUGUACGACCAGCGCCGCCACCGGUGCCGUCGUUUGCACCGUGCCCGGCGUGGCAAAGAUAGCAGCGGGCUUUCCCUACCUGCCCGAUGAGCUCAAUGGCCUUUUCAACCAGCUGCUGGUUGCCAGUGGCCAAGUGCCAGUCGCUCAACCCACCAACGACACGCUCUUCUACACCGCCCACACAGCCGGCGGGGCCUGGUGGAACUCUACCACCUUUCACCUAAUCCCCCAGCGAGCCACUGCCCCCAGCAGUAGCAGUAGCAGUGGCGGUAGCGGGAGUAGCAGCGGCGGGAACGCGACGGUGGCGGCGGCCUCGCCGCCGCCGCCGUUGAGUGUGAUGGCGCUUGCGCUGUCGGGUCCGUGCGACUUACAAACACUGCUGACCCUCCUACGAGCUGCAAACUCCAGCUCCAGGACCAACAGCAGCGGCAGCAGCGGCGGCGCCGCCAGCAGCAGCACAGACACGGGAGUCAUUGUGGGGGCCGUUGUGGGCUGCGUGGUGGGCGUGGGGCUGCUCGCGGCAGCUGCUUUCUUCGGCCGUAGGGCUUACCUGACACGGCAUGACCAGCGGAGGGACCAGGAGAAGCAGCGGGCGGACCAGGAGAAGCAGCAGCCGGAUACGCAGCAGCACAAGCUGCCUGCUGCUACCGCUGGCGAGCGCGAUGGCAGCAACGGCGACUUGUGUCGUGACGCGAAGGACGACUCGCUCUCCGGAGCAGCGGACGGCGGCGCGGCACCUGCAGCGGACAGCGGCUGGGGCUCCAGCAGCAAAGGCGCAGGGAAAGCGGCCGUCGCAGUGGGCUCAGCCGCUGCGGCUGCGGCGGCUCCUGGUGUGGCUGGGCUGUCACCGGCAGAGGUCCGGAUCUCCAUCUCCCAGCAGGAGGAUGGCCCCGCGCAGGAGCGUGCACUACUGGCGCUGCCCUUAGCUGCUGGUGGUCAACAUGAUGUGGCGGCGGCGGCGGCGCAUGCCGAUGGGGCGCCGCAGCACUUGUGGGAAGGUAGCGCGUUCAGCAAGAGCUUCGCAGCCGGCACGGCCGGCGGCGCGACCAUGCUUGAAGUGGUGAUGCCCGGCGUGGCCCACGCCGCAGCGGCGGCGGCUGCUGCUGGCGGCGGCGGCGGCGGCGGCCGCGCGCACCCAGUGGAUGGGUUUCCGCUGCCGCCGCCGCACGGCGGCUGGGGCGGCCACUCGGCUCUGCCGUCGUCGCUGCAGAUGGCGCCGCCAGACACACCGCAGCAGCAGCUGCAGCAGCCGCAGACGCACGUGAAGCAUGCGGAGCUCGUGCCGCCUGGGGCGCUGCCGCCGGGCACGGCGGGCGCAGCAGCAGCAGCAGCAGCAGCAGGUGGUGCAGAUGUCCUGCGCGCAGCUAGCCUGCUGCCCGGAGGGGCGUGGCCGCCACCACAGGGGCUGCCAGGCCCGCACCCGCCGCGGCCGCCGCCCCCCAUAUCGCCGCUGCAGGCGCACUACGCGGCGCCGGGCGUGCGACGCGUGAUGGACAUGCGAGCUGGCGACGGCAUGCCGGGUUCCGGGCCUGCCAGCGGCGCCACAGGCGGCGGCGUCAUGGGGCCAGGCAGCGGCGGCGCCACGCCUCGUGGCGGCUUGACGUCGGAGCGCGAGGCUGGCUCCUCGGUGGCCGCGGACCUGAUGCAGCAGACGUUGGCUGGAGAGAUUGACGGCCUCAUCCGCAGAUUCCAGGACACCACGCCGGUGGGCGCUCAGCCCGUCAGCAACGGCGGCCAGCAGCGGCCGCGCGUGCUGGGCAGUGGCGGCUGUGGCGUCGUGUACAAGGGCGAGUGGCGCGGCCUGCCUGUGGCGAUCAAGGUGGUGCUGCUUCAGGAGGGCGACAGCACGCGGCGGCGCGAGCGGCUGGUGCGGGAGGUGGCGUUGGCGGUGACGCUGUCGCACGCCAACGUCGUGCCCACCUUCCACUACACCGUCCAACCGGUGGAGGUGGCAGGCCUGGCACAUAUGUCCCUGCCACUGCCCGCCGCCGAGCCCCCGCUCCCGCCGGCUGCCGCUGGCGGUGUCGGCUCGCCCGCACCCACGCAGGCGUCGGCGGGUAUGCCGCGUUGCGACGCCUACAAGCUCUCCAUUAUUAUGGCGUAUUGCGAUGGCGGCACGUUGCGUGACGCGCUGCGGCUGGGGUUGUUCCGCAAGCCCUGGCCGCCGCCAGCAGCGGCGCCGGCCGGUGGCGGCGGCGGCAGCGGCGUCACGGGUUACGUGCUGGGCGGCGGCGGCUUACACAACCAGCAGAGUCAGAAUCAGGUGUAUGUGCAGCGGCAGGGCUCGAAGGCGGCUGCAUUCGUGGCGGCCCUAGGCACGGGCGGCGCGCCGGUGGAAGGUCCACCAGCAGCGGCGACUGUGGCAGCGGCUGUUGGAGGGGGUGCGGCCGCGACCUCGCCCGGCGUAGGCGCCAGCCCCAGCGCCAGUACCAGCGCCGAACCAGCGCCGCAGCAACAGCAACAGCAACAGCAGCCGCAGCAACAACAACAACAGCUCGGAAGCAGUAGCUCCUCUCUCUUGCCGCCGCUGCAAGAGAACGCUGGAGCAGCAGCGCACGCGGCGGUGGCAAUGCCUUCUGCGGCGGGUCGGCGUGUGUCGACGGGCCCACCCAGUGCUAGAGGGCAGGGGCGACGGCCAUGCUCCUCUGGACAGAUACAGUUGCCGGCGGACGGCGGCGGUGGCGCCGCCGCCCCCGGCGGCAGUGGCGGCAGCGGUGGCGCCGGCGCCGGCGCCACGGCAAUGGGCUCGGCUGUGGUGGACGGCGAGCAGCAGUCGUACCCAAUCUACCGGGCUUGGAGGGACGUGGGCGCCUCUCCCAACCUGGCCCUGGCCCUGUUCGCUGCGCUGGACGUCGCCCGCGGCCUGGAGUACCUGCACACCUGCAACGUGGUGCACGGCGACCUGACUUUGCAGAACAUCCUGCUCGCCUCCUGCGACCCCGUGUUUCCCGAGCUGCUCGGCAGCGGCGUUAACCUCGCCGACCUGCUGUGGUUCAACAGCGUCAGUGUCGGCGGCGGCAGCGUGGGCAGCGCGACGGUGGCAGGAGACGGCGGUGGUGGCGCGGAUGGCGGCGGCGGUGGAGGAGGCCGCCACAUGACGGCGGCUGACGUGAUCUUUGCGCAGCAGCAAAUGUUUCUGGGUAGCAUGCUGCCCAGCCUCUGCGUCCCGGACCAGCCGGAUUCGUGGAGCGAGGAUAUUCUGGGGCCGCCGCACGCGGUGCCGGCGGCGGCGCAGCACGCGGUGACGCAGGCGGUGAGCAAGGUAGCGGAGGCGCCGCCGGGCCCUGCAGCAGCCUCCUCCUCGACCGUUGACAAUGCUGCGGCGGGCACCACGCCGGGCAUCACUGCGACCGGCCAUGCCACAGUCACCACCGGGACCACCAACGCCACCACCGUCAGUACCGGAGCCUCGUUAGGCGCGGCGGCGGUUGCCAGCAGCGGCUCUGGAUUGAUAGGGCUUACCCCCAUUGACCUGAACGACGGCGGUGGCGGCGUCUUGGCCGAUGCAGCGGUGGGCACCGCCGCAGCGACAGCCGGGUUGGUGGCGGACUCGGCGACGCCAUUCCGGCGUCCAGCCUCCACAUCCACCGGCACGUCCGGACCACUGUGGGUCUCGGGCACGACAUCGGCCGCGCCUGCAGCGGCGGCGGCGGCGGAUGGCCGCCUGUCGGGAGGCAGGACCGCUGCGUCCGGUCUGUCUGCGGGCGCGGUGAUGUCGGGUGGCGCGGGCGGGGUCAGCGCCAGCGGCGCGGCGGGAGGCGGCACGAGCGCGCGUGGCGGCGGCGGCGUCGGCAAGCCGCUGAAUGCGGCGAUGCGCGCGGCACAUGUCAUGCCGCUGCUGGGCCAGGUGUUCAAGAUCAGUGACUUUGGUCUGUCGGUUCGCCUGGAGGGAGACGAAACGCAUCGGUCCGGUCUGCACCAGGGCACGCCCUUCUUCGCCGCACCCGAGGUUCUGGUGUCCGGCAAGGUGUCGCCCGCCGCCGACGUCUACUCCUUCGGCAUCUGCCUCUGGUGCCUGUCCCACGGCGCCUCGCUGUGUCAGCUCCGCCAGCUGCUUCCCCACAUCUUCACGCCCGUAGCCCCCAGCCUGCUGGCGCACAUGUCGCCCGAGCUGCCGCCGUCGCUGCGCAACCUGCUGCGGCGGUGCCUGGCGGGUGAUGCCAGCAAGCGGCCGGCGGCGAGUGUGCUAGUGGCGGAACUGACAGGGCUGCUGCAGGUGGUGGUGGGGCCGACGCUGGCGCCCGUGCUGCUUCGGGCAGAGCGGCGGCAGCGGGAGGUGGGGCGGGCGGUUGCGGGGAUGAGCUCGUUACAGGCGACGUCCCUGCUGGCGACGGCACCGGGCGGGGUUGGGUAUGGAGGUGGGGGUGGAGGGGCGGCGGGCCAUCGGUCGCCGCUGUCGCCGAGGCAAGCGAUGGCUACAGGUGGCGGCGUGUGAGGUAGGCUGCAUUUGUGUUUGCACCUGGCCAUGUUUUAUGAGGCGGGGGUGUGGUGGGGUAGAUGGAGGCGGCGUAGUGGAGGGAAGGCAGGGCAAGCGGCACGUAAUUGGGGCCCAUGGUGGUGGCAUGGCGGCGGUGGCCAGUGCGGGGGGGGGGGAACAGACGGUGGGAGCGGGGCGGGACGGAGCAGCAGGAGCUGAGCAGGAGGUGGAAUGGGCUUCCUUGGUGGCGGGAGCUAGUUGUGGCCGCCGCGAGGCGAGGCGAACGUUUCGCACACUACAGCACUCAGCCUCAUCACAUGGUGCAUGGCUCGCGCAACUGCACGUGUCGUGUUCAAUGCAAUGGAGGGAAAAUAAAGCGGCCGAGUCUGGCAUGAGGCACCGCGGCGCAAGAAAGGGUGGCGACAGCGCUAGGUCGCACCUGAAUUGCGCCAGCGCCAGCCCGGGUAGUGGCGGUUGGGGGGUAUGGUUACGGUAGGUAUGACGUUGCCAGAGUGCGGGCGGCAGUGCGGCAUUAUGUUUCGGACUCUCUCACUAGGUCCGAGGCAUGGGAUUUUGGGCAUUCAUCGCAAUGCCGUUGCGACUUGCUCCGUAUGAACGUGUUGCUUGCAGUGCUCUCUUGGCGCAAGACCCAGAGCUUGCUAGUGGUCCUGCACGCGCAACAAUGCACGUGCCUGUCCAAUUAUUAGUAAUAAGAGGGAUUUAUAUGAGGCGCCUGGCAUGGACGGUGCCAGGCAUGCUGACAUGACUAUUCAUGCUUGACUGGUCUUGCAUAGGAGUGCGAGGAACGCGGGGGCGCGGAGAGAACGGUGUAGAAAUACCGCAACAUCUACUUGUGAUCAUGUUGCUACUGAUGAACUGCUUAUUUUCUAACAGACGUUGAAGGGGGUGUGGAACGCACGCGGCAGUGCUCUUAAAGGUAGGGCAAUACUGCGGCUGCGUGACCAUUCAAUGUAGGCUUGGCGAAGUGCUGACCUUCCUACAGAUGUUGCGGGGGUGUGAAAUGCAUGCGGCAGUGCUUCUGAUGAUGGCGUGAUCCUAUGCAGUACGGAACGGUGUGUGCCAGUGCGGACAGCAGAGCUUGUGAUCUUACCAUUGUGUUGGUAGCCCGCAUGGCGUCCUCCACGCUUUCCUUUUACCUUGUAAAUCUUCCUCCUC
Messenger RNA from Chlamydomonas reinhardtii, 7758 nucleotides. RefSeq lists its product as uncharacterized. Lineage: Eukaryota; Viridiplantae; Chlorophyta; Chlorophyceae; Chlamydomonadales; Chlamydomonadaceae. Gene Ontology annotation, molecular function: protein kinase activity; ATP binding. The record is from RefSeq and is a predicted model, not a curated record. The coding region runs from base 424 to 6600 and encodes 2058 amino acids. Gene Ontology annotation, biological process: protein phosphorylation. The transcript is spliced from 20 exons.